AUGGAAGUCCAUCAAUCAGAGCCUCCCCAGGCCCUCUCGAUGGGAAAAUCGGGGUCUCCACCAAGCACCGGAUGCGAAGAGUGCACCACUUACCUGGGACGCUCCGAGUAUCUAGGGGGGAACAUCCGCAUCGACGAGGACCUCGCCAAAAAUUACGAGGACCAACGAGGCGCCGCCACCGCGACCCAAGAUCUGAGGAUCCUCGAGCUGUACAAGGCAUUCGACAUGCCGCCCCGGCUCCUCCGGAACAGCCUCAUCGACAACCUGAUGAAGAACUGUAUCCCGUGGAUGCCCAUCGUCGACCGGGCCGACUUUGAAGGCGAACCCUCUCCAUUACUGCUGCAGGCGGCUUUCCUGGCCGGGAGCAGACUCGGCUCCGCACCGCUGGCGUACGCUUCGUGCGAGGAGCUGUACCAGCGCGCCAAAGCCCUUGCGUUGUCAGGGUAUGAGAAAGACACCCUGACCGUCAUCCGGGCGAUUUGUCUCAUGCAGUGGUUCAACCCCACGGGCCCCGAGCACAUCUCCCUCGACAAGAGUAGUUUCUGGCUCCGCAUCGGGGUGGGCCUCGCCUAUGAAAUCGGCCUGCAUCGUGAACCCAGCCCGGGCAAGGACGCGUCGCUCAGACGGAGACUGUGGUGGUCACUUUUUACGAGAGAUUGUGUGAUUUCGGCCGGCCAAGGCAGACCGCGCACCAUCAACAUGCAAGACUGCUGCGUCCGGCCGAUCUCGCUGGACGAUUUCCCCGUCAAGGACAAGAACGCCCACCUGUUUAUCGCCUACGUGCAGAUCUACGCCAUCCUGGCCGACCUGACGGAGUGUUGCGUGCGCAAGAGCCUGUCGCCGGCCAAGAAGGUCGGGAUCGAAGCCGAACUCAAGCGCUGGGUCAAGGAACUCCCGCCCUGCCUCCAGAUGUAUCGGCAGCACCCCCUCAGGUGUCCUGCCCCCUACGACCUGGAAGUCCGACAGCUCCAUAUCCCCUAUUUGACCAUCUUGACCAUCCUCAACCGGCCGACCACCCCCGCCAGUGUCCCCCUGCAGGUGGCCUUGCUCUCGUCGUCGCUGGUCGCGGGCAUCUUCGAGGACUUCCUGGCCAGGGACGACAUCCGCUACCUGGGGCCCACCUUCACCUUCCACAUUUUCGUGGCCAGCUUCCCGCAAUUGCUGUGUCACAAGUACCCGGUCCUGUGGCAAUCCGCCGAGCAGGAGCUGAAGAUCAUGCAACUGGCCUUGCACGAGUUGCGCAAGACGUGGCCCUCGGCCAUCGGGCCCCAGAAGAUCAUCCAGAGCUUCAUCGACGCCGUGGUCCACGAGCCUUCGUCCGCCGCGUAUCCCCAUCCCCCCAUGACCGCCGAUCAGACUGCCUUUUUCGAGGCGUUCGGCCCCGAGUUCUGCCGUAAGUGGGAUCUGGUCUCCAAGGCCUCACCUCCGCCUGCACUUGAUCCGGCGAUGGAGCCGAUGGCGGAGCGGUCGGUGGAGAUGACGGUCGAGUCCAUGUCUCCGGUGCCAUGCCUCCCGGAUCAGGGCGGCCGGAUGGUUGCAGACUCGGAAGCUUUCGACGUUGAUCCAGCCGGGAACUGGCUAUAUCAAGAUUGGUUGGAGCUUGAAGCUCCGUGAUGACAGCUGCCUGUAUAAUAUAGAGAGAGAGAG
Molecule: messenger RNA, 1647 nt
Organism: Cladophialophora immunda
Lineage: Eukaryota; Fungi; Ascomycota; Eurotiomycetes; Chaetothyriales; Herpotrichiellaceae
Exons: 2
Coding region: 1-1614 (537 amino acids)
Biological process (GO): DNA-templated transcription
Molecular function (GO): zinc ion binding; DNA binding
Source: RefSeq, a predicted model, not a curated record